This is a messenger RNA of Babesia microti strain RI, 588 nucleotides long. RefSeq names its product Probable ubiquitin-conjugating enzyme E2 W. NCBI's taxonomy places the organism in Eukaryota, Apicomplexa, Aconoidasida, Piroplasmida, Babesiidae. The record is from RefSeq and is a predicted model, not a curated record. Bases 1 to 588 code for a protein of 195 amino acids. The transcript has 4 exons.
AUGCAUUGUCUCGCUUUGGUCAUCUCGCUUAUACCCAUAGUAACAACAGUUGAUGUUCAAAAAAAUAACAGUCUGAAAAAAACAUAUUUUGGGAGGAGGUUGCGUUUCAAUGUACAUAAAACGCUAUCUUUGGGAAUCGGCCGAACGCCCAACUUCAAAGAAAGACUGAUCAGAGAAGAGGAACUAUUUAGGUCAAACCCCCCGCAAAAUUGCGAGUUAAUUACCACUAGUAGGAAUCUCAGAAUAUGGCUUGUAAGAAUUACUGGCUUGGAAGGCACAAUAUAUGAGGGAGAGCCUUACACACUGAAGAUUAUAUUUCCUAAUGACUACCCACUAAAACCACCAAUUAUGUACUUUUUGAAACCAACACCCACACAUGAACACGUAUACUCAAAUGGUGAUAUAUGUUUAAGUGCCUUGGGGACUGACUACGCACCAAAUGCUUCUGUUUCAAGUUUAAUUCUAUCGCUUGUGUCAAUGUUAUCUUCGGCAAAGGAGAAAAGGCGACCACCAGAUGACCAGUUGCACGCUCAGAUGCCACCUGGAGAAUCUGACGCUUCAUAUGUAUACCACGAUGAUAAGUGCUAA